This is a messenger RNA of Trichomycterus rosablanca, 3487 nucleotides long. Its product is annotated as inverted formin-2-like. The transcript is spliced from 17 exons. The record is from RefSeq and is a predicted model, not a curated record. Gene Ontology annotation, molecular function: actin binding. Bases 323 to 3487 code for a protein of 1054 amino acids. Lineage: Eukaryota; Metazoa; Chordata; Actinopteri; Siluriformes; Trichomycteridae.
ACUAUUUAGUAGGGUAGUUUGUGGUUUGGGACGCAUCCUUCAAUGGCGCUUGGUUUAAUUGUUUAAUUGCGCUCACCUUGUUUAAGUGCAGAACCUUUUGCACUUUUUCAAAAAGAAAAAGGAAGCGGUUUGGCUGUUCAGGUUCAGCUCACUGAAGUAGAGGAAUGUUUACGAAGUCGAAGUCUUUGAAGAAACUCAUGAAAUUUCGGUUGCUUUGUUUACUUUUUGUCUACCAGGUUUGCAGCUCCUCGACGUUCUACCCAAACUGAGGGAGGAGGAGGAUGAGGACUUGAUUAUUCAGUGUGAGGCAUUUGAGGAAGCUAUGGCUGAGGAUGAUGAGGAAUUGCUCAGAAUUUAUGGAGGAAUUGACAUGAGCAAUCACCAUGAGGUCUUCAUCACUCUGUUCAACAAAGUGAGUAGCUCCCCUGCUUCGCUGCAGCUGUUGUCCAUCUUACAGACGCUGUUGUUGAUAGGACCUGAGCGAGUAGACAUCUGGCAGGCCUUAGAGGCUCUAACUAACCGUGCUCUCCUGUUAGCCCAAAACUCUCAGCUGGACUCCUGUGAAAAGAUCAUGCAGCGACUUACCUUUUCUAAAGGUGCAGUUACUGGUUCUCAUCACGUGGAUGCUCCACCACCCAAAAAAGCUGACAAGUCAGUUCAGACUGAGCUGGCUGAUAAGGAGAAGGAAUGUUUAAAAAAGAUGCCCAUUACCAACCAUGUAGAACCCAUCAGCUCUGCCCAGAUGCCAUGCACCACCCAACCUCCACCACCACCACCUCCCCCACCACCACCACCUUUACCUGGAAUGGGAAUCCAAGCACCUCCACCUGUUCUACCCCUUCUUGCGGGUCCUGUUGGUCCCCCACCUCCCCCACCACCACCACCGCCUUUACCUGGAAUGGGUGGUCCUGCACCUCCUCCCCCACCACCUCUGCCAUUAAUAGGGAUUCCCCCUCCACCACCUUUACCAGGCUUGGCUGUUCCUCCUCCUCCUCCACCCUUACCUGGCAUGGGAAUGCCUCCACCACCUCCUCCUUUACCAGGGAUGGCACCUGGAGGACCUCCCCCACCACCUCCAUUCCCUGGUAUACCAUGCCCACCUCCAAUAGGAGGAGAUAUAAUAGUAGCCCAAAGCGUCCAUUAUCUGGGCAGGUCGUCCAGCAUGCCUGUAAAGACCGGUCCUCAUCCUACACUACGGAUGAAGAAGCUCAACUGGCAGAAGCUCAAUUCCAGAGCAGUCACUGACGGUUGCAGUAUAUGGGCCUCAGUGCAAGCUGAUCAUCCUUUGGAGCCAAACUACACUAACAUUGAGGAACUCUUCAGUCUCCCUGUGGCUCAGCCCAAAGAGAAAAGCCCAGUCACGCCUGUUAAGAAGGAACCCAAAGAGAUUUCGUUUAUCGAUCCCAAAAAGAACCUAAAUUUAAAUAUAUUUCUCAAACAAUUUAAAUGCUCUUAUGUGGACUUUGUGGCCAUGAUUGAGAAAGGGGAUCGUUCCAAGUUUGAUGUUGAGGUGUUAAAACAGUUGCUAAAGCUCCUGCCUGAGAAACAUGAGAUUGACAAUCUGAACUCCUUCCAAGGAGAAAGGGACAAGCUUGCCAACGUGGACCAGUUUUACCUCUUACUCCUGGCUGUUCCCUGCUACCAGUUAAGAAUUGAGUGUAUGCUGCUGUGUGAAGAGACCACGUCUGUGCUGGAGAUUUUGAGGCCCAAGGCACAGCUGGUAGAAGAAGCAUGCAAUAGCCUGAAAACAAGCACUCUGCUGCCCAGUUUCUGCAAGCUCAUUCUUCAUGUGGGAAACUUCCUCAAUUAUGGAAGUCAUACAGGAAACGCUGAAGGAUUCAAAAUUAGCUCCCUGCUAAAGCUGACUGAGACCAAAGCCAACAAGGGUCGCAUUACUCUCUUGCACCAUAUCCUCGAGGAAGCAGAAUUGAACCACCCUGAACUUCUGAGCCUUUCCGAUGACAUUGAGAGUUGUGAAAAAGCAGCAGGAAUAAACCUGGAAUCCAUUCAAGUUGAGACGAAUGGACUGUCUAAGCGUUUAAGGGACACUGAGAAGAAAGUCUGUUCAUCUGUUAAAGAUGUUAAAGAUCAGUUUUCACGUGUUACUGAGGAGAACCUUCAGGCAUGUCAAGCUGUAGAAGACAGAUUUGUUAACAUCGAGAAGAAGAAGGUGGAUCUGGCUCAGUAUCUGUGUGAGGAUACAGCUCAGCUCUCACUAGAGGAACUCUUCAGCAACAUAAAGACAUUCAGAGGACUUUUUCUUAAAGCAUUAAAAGAGAACAAGAUCCGUAAGGAGCAGGCUGCCAAAGCAGAGAAGAGGAAGAAGCAGCUGGCAGAGGAGGAGUCCAAGAGACAGAAGGGAGAGAACGGCAAGAUCAUCAGAAGAGGUGCUUUACCUCAGGAGGAUGGCUGCAUUAUUGACAACCUACUGGCUGACAUCAGGAAAGGCUUCCAGCUCAGGAAGACUCGGCCCAGGUGCGAAACGGAAAGUGCCUCCUCUAGUGAAAUGCAUAGGGACACCGCAUCAAGUGUCAGGUGUGCAGAAGGAGAAGUCACAUCAAAUGCACCUCAAGACCUCCCUCCUCCUCUGUCCGAGAAAAUGGGCGCAGAAGAUCCAGCCAGCGCUUCCUCCACCAGCCCCCUAGAAGAAACAGCAACAGCAGCAGCAGCAGCAGUAGCUGGCAGUAAAGCUCAGCCUGCACUUCAAGUAGUUGAAGAGUCCCAGACAGACUCCUCCACUCAAGACACCUCAACAAAACCCACAGUGCCUCCUCAGGAGUCUUCAGCAGAGCAUCCUUCAGCACAAAACUGCUCACCAGAUAAUGAAGAAGCUAAAACUCAUACAACUGAAAUCAUUACUGAGGGAAUUUCUUCCGAAGACGCUCCAGUGAAAGAAAAUCAUUCGGUGGACGGGCAGUCUUCUACAGUGCCCCCAUCUACAGUGAACCCAUCUGCAACAGAAGAGAACACGCAACAAAACUGGAAUGCUAACAACAGCCAGCUCGAGGGUGACGGCAGUUCUCUCGAAACUAUGCACAAAAACGCCACAAAUGUCCACGCCAAUUCUGAUGCUCAUAUCGACCCCGAUGCAAAUGGAAAUAGUUCCAUUACUGAUGAAAUGCCACUGAAAAGCCAAGAACAAGAUGAAAAGAGGCAUUCAAGCAGUAGCCAAACAAACUCUGAUGGCAGUAAUGAGAUGCAGCGUGCUUGUGAUAAACCUGAUGGAGCGUGUGCAAUGGACAGCUCUUCCUCCUCAAAUCCUCCCAACCCGCAGCUUAAACCCAACAAGCUCAUCAGAGGGAAGAAAAAAAGCAAUAAAGAAGGUAACCUAUGUGUAUAUCCUCCUAAUAAAGAUAAUGUGCUUGAAGGCUGGCGUCUGAGAUUAAAAGUGUACGUCCUUAUGUUCAUGUGUGGUUUUACAAAUGUUUACAAAUAUUUUGGGGUGCAGAAACUGAUACCAAUUGGACAAAGGAGAGGAUUUAUUUAG